Hyaena hyaena (striped hyena) is the source of this 7514-nucleotide messenger RNA. RefSeq names its product endoplasmic reticulum to nucleus signaling 1 (gene ERN1). Gene Ontology annotation, cellular component: IRE1-TRAF2-ASK1 complex. Bases 137 to 3055 code for a protein of 972 amino acids. Gene Ontology annotation, molecular function: protein serine/threonine kinase activity; RNA endonuclease activity; ATP binding. Gene Ontology annotation, biological process: intrinsic apoptotic signaling pathway in response to endoplasmic reticulum stress; IRE1-mediated unfolded protein response; mRNA processing. NCBI's taxonomy places the organism in Eukaryota, Metazoa, Chordata, Mammalia, Carnivora, Hyaenidae. The record is from RefSeq and is a predicted model, not a curated record. The transcript has 22 exons.
UCUACGUCGGCUGGAGUCCCGCCGCCGCGGCGCUGUAGUCGCGGCGCCCCCGCCCCGUCCUCUGCCUGCCCGCCGGCCCGCACCGCCCCCCCCGGAGCCGGCCGGCCGGGCCCGGAGCCAGGCCCGAGUCCUCGCCAUGCCGGUCCGGCUGCUGCUGGCGCUGCUGCUGUCCGGCCUCGGGACUUUUGGAAGUCCCAGCACAGUGACGCUUCCCGAAACCUUGCUGUUUGUGUCAACCCUGGAUGGAAGCUUGCAUGCGGUCAGCAAGAGGACAGGCUCCAUCAAAUGGACUUUAAAAGAAGAUCCUGUUCUGCAGGUUCCAACGCAUGUGGAAGAGCCUGCCUUCCUCCCAGAUCCCAAUGACGGCAGCCUGUACACGCUUGGGAGCAAGAAUAAUGAAGGCCUGACGAAACUUCCCUUUACCAUCCCAGAGCUCGUACAGGCAUCCCCAUGCCGAAGUUCAGAUGGAAUUCUCUACAUGGGUAAAAAGCAGGACAUUUGGUAUGUAAUUGACCUCCUGACCGGGGAGAAGCAGCAGACUUUGUCAUCAGCCUUUGCAGACAGUCUCUGCCCAUCGACUUCUCUGCUGUAUCUCGGGCGAACAGAGUACACCAUCACCAUGUACGACACCAAAACCCGCGAGCUCCGGUGGAAUGCCACCUACUUCGACUAUGCGGCCUCGCUGCCAGAGGACGACGGGGACUACAAGAUGUCCCACUUUGUGUCCAAUGGCGAUGGGCUGGUGGUGACCGUGGACAGUGAAUCUGGCGACGUCCUGUGGAUCCAAAACUAUGCUUCCCCUGUGGUGGCCUUUUAUGUCUGGCAGCGGGAGGGUCUGAGGAAGGUGAUGCACAUCAACGUCGCGGUGGAGACCCUGCGCUACCUGACCUUCAUGUCUGGGGAGGUGGGCCGCAUCACCAAGUGGAAGUACCCGUUCCCCAAGGAGACGGAGGCCAAGAGCAAGCUGACGCCCACCCUGUAUGUCGGGAAAUACUCCACCAGCCUGUACGCCUCCCCCUCCAUGGUACAUGAGGGCGUCGCCGUUGUGCCCCGAGGCAGCACACUUCCUUUGCUGGAAGGUCCCCAGACUGACGGGGUCACCAUUGGGGACAAAGGGGAGUGUGUGAUCACGCCCAGCACAGACCUAAAGUUUGAGCCUGGGCUCAAAGGGAAGAACAAGCUCAACUACUUGAGGAACUACUGGCUUCUGAUAGGACACCAUGAAACCCCCCUGUCUGCGUCUACCAAGAUGCUGGAGAGAUUCCCCAAUAAUCUGCCCAAACAUCGGGAAAACGUGAUUCCUGCUGAUUCAGAGAAGAAGAGCUUUGAGGAAGUUAUCAACCUGGUUGAGCAGACUUCAGAAAACGCGCCCACCGCCGUUUCACAGGAUGUGGAGGAGAAGUUCGAGCACGCCCCUGCCAAGCCCGAGGCCCCCGUGGACUCUGUGCUCAAGGAUAUAGCCACCAUCAUCCUGAGCACCUUCCUGCUCAUCGGCUGGGUGGCCUUCAUCAUUACCUACCCCUUGAGCAUGCAUCAGCAGCAGCAGCUCCAGCACCAGCAGUUCCAGAAGGAACUGGAGAAAAUCCAGCUCCUGCAACAGCAGCAGCUGCCCUUCCAUCCCCCUGGAGACGUGGCUCCAGAUGCCGAGCUUCUGGACUCCUCCGGCCUGUACUCGGAGAGCUCGGGCACCAGCAGCCCCAGCACAUCCCCCAGAGCCUCCAACCACUCGCUCCACUCCAGUGGCUCUGCCUCCAGGGCUGGCACCAGCCCCUUCCUGGAGCAGGACGAUGAGGAUGAGGAAACCAGCAUGGUGAUCGUUGGGAAGAUCUCAUUCUGUCCCAAGGACGUGCUGGGCCAUGGAGCGGAAGGCACGAUUGUGUACCGGGGCAUGUUUGACAACCGCGACGUGGCCGUCAAGAGGAUCCUCCCUGAGUGUUUUAGUUUCGCGGACCGUGAGGUCCAGCUGCUUCGAGAAUCAGACGAGCACCCCAAUGUGAUUCGUUACUUCUGCACGGAGAGGGACCGGCAGUUCCAGUACAUUGCCAUCGAGCUGUGUGCGGCCACGCUGCAGGAGUACGUGGAGCAAAAGGACUUUGCCCACCUCGGCCUGGAGCCCAUCACCUUGCUGCAGCAGACCACCUCGGGCCUGGCCCAUCUGCACUCCCUCAACAUCGUUCACAGAGACCUGAAGCCCCACAACAUUCUCCUGUCCAUGCCCAACGCACAUGGCAGGAUCAAGGCCAUGAUCUCUGACUUUGGCCUCUGCAAGAAGCUGGCGGUGGGCAGGCACAGUUUCAGCCGCCGCUCGGGGGUGCCUGGCACAGAAGGCUGGAUCGCUCCAGAGAUGCUGAGCGAAGACUGUAAGGACAAUCCCACCUACACAGUGGACAUCUUCUCUGCCGGCUGUGUCUUUUACUAUGUGAUAUCUGAGGGCAGUCACCCUUUCGGCAAGUCCCUGCAGCGGCAAGCCAACAUCCUCCUGGGCGCCUACAGCCUCGACUGCUUACAUCCGGAGAAGCAUGAAGACGUCAUUGCCCGGGAGUUAAUCGAGAAGAUGAUUGCAAUGGACCCUCAGAAACGCCCAUCUGCGAAGCACGUGCUGAAGCACCCGUUCUUCUGGGGCCUGGAAAAGCAGCUCCAGUUCUUCCAGGACGUGAGUGACCGGAUAGAAAAGGAAUCCCUGGACGGCCCGAUAGUGAAGCAGCUGGAGCGAGGCGGGAGAGCCGUGGUGAAGACGGACUGGAGAGAGAACAUUACCGUCCCCCUGCAGACAGAUCUGCGUAAAUUCAGAACCUAUAAAGGUGGCUCCGUGCGAGACCUUCUCCGAGCCAUGAGAAACAAGAAGCACCACUACCGGGAGCUCCCCGCAGAGGUGCGGGAGACGCUGGGCUCUCUCCCUGACGACUUUGUGCGCUACUUCACAUCACGCUUCCCCCAUCUCCUCUCCCACACCUACCGGGCCAUGGAGCCCUGCAGCCACGAGAGGCUCUUCCAGCCCUACUAUUUCCACGAGCCCCCAGAGCUCCGGCCCCCAGUGACUCCAGACACCCUUUGAGCCAGGGUGGCCUCCGUUCUGGCGGCCCCAGCUGUGACGGAGGGCCUGGUCCCUACAAGUCCGAGCCUGAUGCCUCCCGGCUUAGCAAGGAGACCAGGCUGCCAAACCAAGUGCCUUGAGCUGUCCGUUCUGCAGCCAGCAGAAGAUGAUGCUCACCCCAGGAGGUGGGGAACGUGACCUCCUUUGACCUGUAGGAUGCUGGGAAGCUAUUGGCCAUGAAGGCUUUUCGUUCGGAGGUCCUCUGCCAAGGCGGGCCCGUCCCAGAGGCAGUGAAAGAGGCCUCCUCCACCUUCUCGUGGACACACGUGCUUCAGACUCGUACUUCUUUUUAAACUUCCUGUUUGAUAUCGGCCUGUGAGGAAGAAAGAGGAGGGAGUCUUACGUUUUGCCUACGUGCAGGACCAGGAGUAUCUCUCUCCUCGACCAGCUAGGCUGAGGCACACUCAGUGCAGCCUCUGCUCGGAGUGGGGCUCCAAGGUGAGCGGCGCUAAGGUGGAGGAAGACGUUUAGACGGUGUCGUUCGCAGGGAUCGGAGAUGCCUCACUCUUGAAUGUGCCCAAAGAACUCCCAGGUCACUAUAACCAGUGUUCCCUGGGGGCGACGAGAGUCUGGAGUGUGGGGCACGACAUGGGGCCGGGUCAGCACCACACACUGGAAGCUGAGGCCAUGUCUGCAGAGCUCUUAGAAAAGAAGACACACUCUGUCCCGAGUCCACUAUAACCCAGUGCCCUGGUGGCCUCUGGUGGAUUUGGGGGGCUGCUUAGGAGCAUUUGGGGGCAAGAGGUGGUAAGUUCCCUGUCACAAAGAGCAGCACUCAGGCAGGAGCAGGCCAAAUGGGACCCUCUCAGCCACCUGGGAGAGCCCUGGGCCAGCAGGUGGGCAGGGAGGCUCGCCCACCCCUGGAGCCAGCAGGACGGGCCAGGGGAGUGGAGCUGAGGCCAGGUCACCACGUGCUUCGUGGGCAGGUUUUUACGUUUCUCCUGGCAGAUUUUAAUAACUUUCUUUUUUGAUCAUACUGUAGAAUGAAUGCUGCAUUAGCAUAGGUGAGCUGAACCUGAAGUUUACUUGUGAAGAAGCUAAAAGCAAGAUCUAUAUAGUACACUUUCUAUUUUGUGUGGCACCAAAAGUCUCCAUCCCCUCCAGAAAGAGCGUUCACGUUCAGAACAUGCUCUGAUGCUGAAAAGUAGCACGUUAUAGCAAGGCUGUAUACGUCCAUUAACCGCUUUGCCGUGAUAUUCUCUGAAUUAUGUCAGUACCAUCUUUUUUGCUAAAACUAGUUUAAUUUUUAACUUUAGCUUCAGUCAAAAAUUCUUCUGUCUUCUCUCUACCGAGAGCCUUAGCAGUUACGUGUGAUCAGGGUACGAAAUAAGGAGAUGUCUCCUGGGUCCUUUGUCCAGCCGGGUGAGCGGAUCAUCACCCUUCAUUCAGUGCUGGCGAGCUCGGAGACUGCACUCAGGAGCAAGGGUGCGCUGACUGACUGAGACCUCACUGCUGCUUCUGUGACGUGCUUGCUGACGGUGGAUUUGUAUGGGGGCCUUCUGCCUUCGUAGAAUUCAGUUCCCUGCCUUUCAUAAUGCCUGAAGUCACUUUUUUUCUUAACUUGGCAUUAUCCUGCGUCUUUAAACCUUAUCACUUACCUCAUUUAUACCUUGGAACCCUGGCGUUUUGGUUGGCAUCGUGGCAUCUUCUGCCACACCACCUGUUUUUGAGGAACACAGCCAGACGCCUCUCUUCUCCCUGCUCUGAUGCACCCACACCGUUGUCGUUACGGCUCUGUGGUCGGUCUCUUCACAGCCGGGCCUGAGUAGCGAUGGUCCGUCAGGCGGUCAGGCAGAGAAGGUGCCGCAGUGGCAGAUGGGGCCGUCGGCUCUCUGUGCUGCCGGGAGCUGGCCUGCCUCGGUCUCGUGGCUGAACGGUGCCCUCGGGGGAGUAGCCAGGUCACUUCUGGCUGCCCAGGGUCUGUGUCCUGUCCCUGUCUGGGCCCACCUUGUCUCUAGGAUGGCUGUUUUUUAAAUGCCUUUUCUCUUUAUCACCUUCAUUUCUAACCACCCACCUUUCUCAAUCUCCUGUAUUCAAUGUAUUUUAUUUUGAGUAGUGGCUGUGAGAGCCAGGCAGGACCCUGGGUGCCAUGGAUGCAGAGAUAAACAAGAUAGGCAAGAGUUUUCAGAGCUUUUUAAAGAGCAUAGAGUGAGAGAGACAGCAGAAAGUAUGCACCAGUGCUACUGAAAAAGCCAGGGGGUGGGGAAGGGCAUGCAUUUGCUGUACACACUUCUUCGGUCUUAAAGCCACCCGUGACCCAGAACCCAUCGGAUCUGGUCAGGUCCGCUCUGUUGGCCUUCUGUCCAUCACUUCGCAGAAUCUGGUCACCCAUCAGUCCCUUGGGUGGUUUGAAGAGGCCUCACAUGGGCACUUGUCACGGAAACACCUUGGGCAUCAUCCACUAUAUUUUGUUCUAAUCUGUAGAAUUCUAGUUUCCUGUUGUGCUCAGAGCAGCAGGAAGGUGUCUUUUGCUAGAACAGGGUUUUUCAGCCUUAAGCAUCACAUAGCAGCUGAGCUCUUUGAUCUUUAGUAUGAUUUCUGAAAGGCUGUUUAACUUUUUAGAAGUACACUACUUUCCUUUUUUACGGCAGAAUUCAGUCGCAUCUGUUAGGAACCCCAGGGACACCUUUGUUAAAUCUUGUGUUGAACCUUGCGUCCAAUCUAUCUUUAGCGCACCUGCCAGAAUUUCUCCUGUUGCUUCUUGAGUCUUUUUGACUUCAGUGUAUAAAGAGCUCACACGUCACUAGGUUUCAGAGCACUUGCACUUUUGGGGAAUCAUUGGUGUUCUUGGUAAGUCACUAAAUCAUCUAGUGGCUGCCCUAAAAGCCGGGGUGCGGCAGCUUGUCCCUCCCCCUCCAUCUCCAUAGUCAUCCUAGGCUCUUUCCAGUGAGACCUCACUCUGACCCGUGACACCUAUUGGAGGAUCCGCAGGUUAGUGGGUCCAGCAAAGUAUUUUCUUUCUACCAACUUUAGAAGAAAGGUGUUUAUCUCAGAGUCAACUUUGGGUAAGGUUUUGUGUAAUGUGACUUGUUUACCAUUGCAGUUUUCCUCACUGCCGUGAAGGAUGACCUUGGCUGCCCAUCUGACCUCUUGCAGAUGUGGGGCACCUCUGGGUUGUAGGUCUUUCUCCUUUUGGCCGCUGUCUCUUCAGAAGUUGCCCUCUGGCCAGGCUUUGGUGUCCCUAGAUUGCUUUCAUUCUCCAGCCCUGUUCAGUAGAUCCUCAGCCGUGAGGUCCUCACGGAAGGUAGACUGGCUCUACCUCCACUGCUUUGCCCUGAGAGCUAGAAGAGGAAGCACACAGCACGCCUGUAAAGAGCCUCUCUAAAUUCCCUUUAGCUUUCUCUCUGCUCAUUUGGUUCCUGAAAUCCCUCUUCUUUGUAUAUGCCAGGGUCUUUUCCUUGCUGGUGCCUUCACCAUUCUGGAGCAGUCCUUUCUGUUGAGUAUGGCCUGGCAUUGGCCUUUCCUAGAAGAAAGUCACCAUGUGUCCCACACCGACAGGCCCACAUUCUGCCUUCCGAGGUUGGACCAUUAUCUUUGAAACCAAAGUGUCUCCUUUUCCCAUACUUUGUUUCCUUUGUGAAGCAGUGAUUUCCCAUGAGUAACCCAGCUUCCUGUUUCCUGUAUCAGCACGGAAAACCUUUCUGUAUUCAUUGGACAACCACAAAGAAAGCAUCUGCAACGAGCCCACCACUGGAGCGGCCUUAAUGCUUCCGGCCAAAGUCCCCACCCACUUGCCUCACCCUGUGCUCUGUGUGUGUUUGGCGGGGUACAGUAUUUCUUUUCAGUAUCCCAAAAGCUGUGACGGGGGAGUCCCCACUUACCUAGAAAGCAUUACCAGUCAACCAUGCGGCAUUCUCAGAUGCAGACCUUACAUAGUGUUCUUUUUGCAAUGACCUAUUUAUUUAACCUAUUUAUAUUUAUUUAAUUUUUACUCUGAAGUAUACCCAGUUACAAUUGCACUUGCUUUUAAAGCACAUCAGAUUUGUUUUGGACAACACACCCAUGACCAUUUCAAAACUGGAAAAGUUAUACUGUAUCCUUCCACAGGAUGGACGCCUCACGGUAGUUUUGUCAUUAAAGGGUGAAUGAUUUGGUCAGGGUAAAAAAUUUUCAUUUUUAAGUGAUUUUUUUUUUUAAGAAAAUUCUGUGCCAUUGUGUCUUCUCUGUGGACGGUUGUUUAAUGGGUAUGUGUUCGUUGUGUGAUAGAAUCCCUCUUUGUGAACCUACAAUCUUUUUAGCUUUAUAUUUUAUAAACUGCCAGAUUGUACAAUUUUUAUGUGUAUUUUUAAAGCUUCACGUGAGGGUGAUUAAGUUAAACAGCCUAUUUUUGUACCUCCUGUACAGUUUUAUAAUUCUGCUGAUUCAUGACGGCGUCUUCUGUUGCGCCAACCGACAAAUAAAGGUAGUUUUAGAUCUGGAA